AUGAGUAAGGAAGGGGAGGUUAUCCCCCUCGCGGGCCCGGGGAGUAAAAUCAUCGCCCUGGCACCUCCUUUGCGAAAACAUUUCCCUCGUGAGGGCAAGGCCGUAAUCGUCGACUUUUCAACAAACAGUCUAAAACAACUGCCUAUCGAAAUAUGGAAAUGCGAGGAAAUUAUGCUCAACGCCACAAAAUUUCUUGCAGAAAAUAACCGUCUUAAGAAACUUCCAAAGACCAUCUGUGACCUGGAAGUAUUAACAUUUAUUGACUUGCGCAAUAACGCACUUACCGCCGUUCCCGGUACCAUCUUCAAAAUCAAAACAUUAGAGAUUCUAGAUUUGACCAACAAUGCUGUAAAAAGUCUCCCUGCUACUAUCAAUAAAGCACAGUCCAUGCACACGCUCCACGCGUCCAACAAUAAGAUCAAAGCACUUCCGAAGACCAUUAACAAGUGCCCCGCAUUGACACAUCUAGAUGUCUCCUACAACGUCAUCCGAUCCAUCAAGAAGACUGUGUAUGAGCUGGGUGCUCACAUUAUACUCAAACAGAACAAACUCGUGGAUCUCCCUGAUGCUAGUGUCAAGGCUCCGGCUCUUAAGUCCCUCGACGUGUCAUACAACCAGAUUUCCAUGAUUCCGGACAAUAUACACAUGGUCACCACUCUGACGUGGCUUGAUUUGUCACAUAAUGAGCUGGCAGAUAUUCCUCGCGAGCUGGGAUUCCUUAAAUAUCUCAGCUUUUUAGACAUUUCCUACAACAAGAUUGUGUCUUUACCAGAAGAGAUGGUAAGCUUGCAAUAUGCUCUGACGACACUCAAGGCGUCCCAGAACCAGAUCCGAGCCCUUCCCGAGGACAUUCAUAAACUACAAAGGCUGACGAUUCUUGAGGUGGCAGACAAUCAAAUAGAGAACUUACCACCUAAGUUUUACGACCUCAAGGGUCUUAAAACUGUAGAUUUAUCCGGCAACAAACUUUCGACUGCUGUAGGUAUAACUAAACUGAAAGCGGCCGAGACGGUGAAGAUUGCCCGCAAUGCUAUUACUACACUUCCCGAAGAUCUGCCUACCAUGAAAUGCCUUGUUUCAUUGGACGUGUCUGGUAACCAUCUCAAGGUCUUGCCGGAGAAUAUAUGCCGCGUGACGUCAUUAAAGGACCUGGCGGCCGCAGAUAACAAGAUAAGCGCUAUUCCGGAAUCCCUUGGUGACAACCAGCUCCUCAGGGAUGUGGACCUCAGCCGGAAUCGGAUUCAAGGACUUCCACAGGACCUCAAAAAGCUACGGAGCCUGGAAAGUUUGAAAAUAGGAAAUAACCAGAUUUCAGCUUUACCAAAGACGUUGGACGUUCUUAAAUUUCUCCGAACGCUGGAUGUCAGUGGAAACUCUCUUACGGAAAUACAACUGCCAAAAGCUAUUACACAUCUUAAUAUAUCGCAAAACCCUGUGUUUUUACCAGCUCAGGAUCCCAAAUCAGUACUCGUACAGCUUGGUGAGAGAACAUACGCCAAACAGAUCACCUUCCUGGACCUGUCCAGUAUUAAACUCGAGGAAGUUCCUCCAAGUAUUGGUCACAUGAAGUUGCUUCGGACCCUCAAGCUAGCCCACAAUCUCAUCAAGGCGAUUCCCGAGUUCUUGUGUCGUCUGCGUUGCCUCGAAGAGUUUGAUCUAUGUAAUAAUGAAAUAUCUGAAGUACCAGACACCAUAAAGAAUUUGCAGAAUCUAAAGCGUUUGGACGUGUCUCAAAACAAGGUAGGAGAAUUUUCAGAUGGCAUGACAAGACUUCAUCAACUGGAGUUUCUCAAUAUAUGUUAUAACAAUAUAGUCAGUCUACCAGAAGACUUUGGAGAGUUACAUAAACUCAUCUAUCUGGACCUGUCCAACAACGAGCUGAUGGGACUGCCGGAGGAUCGCUGGGAUGUUCUCGCUUCAAUGACUGAGCUAAAUGUCAAUAAGAAUCACAUCAACAUGGUGCCAGGCGAUCUGCCCUAUUUGUACCGGAUCCGGAUAUUGAGAGCCGCCAAUAAUGACCUCACAAGUAUUCCUAAUGACGUAGGCAAGAUGGCAAAUCUGGAAAUCCUUGACCUCUCCGAUAAUCUGCUGGAGUCCAUUCCAGACUCAGUCUGCAAGUUGCCUGUACUUUCCGAAUUAGAUAUAUCUGAUAAUAAGCUGAAAGAUUUACCUAAACGGUUAGACAGCCUCAAACAACACUGCAAUGUCAACGCUGACAAGCAGUCUGCGUACAAGGCGCGGGAACCACCAGACAUGCUUCAGACAGGGGAGGCACAGACAGACGACGACGGCCCAGGAGGCAAGAAAAACAACCAAAUCAAAUCAGACGACUAA
Ylistrum balloti is the source of this 2334-nucleotide messenger RNA. RefSeq names its product leucine-rich repeat protein SHOC-2-like. The record is from RefSeq and is a predicted model, not a curated record. The coding region runs from base 1 to 2334 and encodes 777 amino acids. Gene Ontology annotation, molecular function: protein binding. Lineage: Eukaryota; Metazoa; Mollusca; Bivalvia; Pectinida; Pectinidae. The transcript has a single exon.